Molecule: messenger RNA, 530 nt
Organism: Helicoverpa armigera (cotton bollworm)
Lineage: Eukaryota; Metazoa; Arthropoda; Insecta; Lepidoptera; Noctuidae
Exons: 2
Coding region: 38-520 (160 amino acids)
Source: RefSeq, a predicted model, not a curated record
GCCUUAUUCAGAAACCAGUGAUCCAUCUCCUCAUGAGAUGACCGAAGAAGAGAAACUGCCUCCACCGAUAAACAUGAGAGAAAUAGAUUUUGAUGUAUCGUACACAAAUAACGUCCCCACCGUUGUUAAAGCUGAUUCUUCUUCAUACCAAGUGGAGAGUUUUGGCGAUCUCCCGCUGAUGAACUAUAACUCUAAGUUACAUUCAGUCAGUUCGUAUCACGUGCCACAUUAUACUGUAACACACACAAAAUCUCAAUCACUGCCAUCACCGCCAGUUUCAACAUCAUUCUCAUCAUCGAGCUCCUAUUCAUCAUCAUCUCUUCUCAAGCCAUCUCCUGCCGCAGCCUCCGUGAAGGCUCCACCAGUAGAGCCGGCCCCUCCACCUUCUGCUGCUAAAGAGCAGAGUGAUGCCCACCUCAAAGCUACCAAGAUCUGGUCCCAUAGGUCCAAGGGUGCAGCUUAUACCUUGCAUGAUGAUGGCACCCUGACUCCAGAGUGGCCGAGACCGAAGUACGGUUAAUUAUUCCUUC